Pelodiscus sinensis (Chinese soft-shelled turtle) is the source of this 1083-nucleotide messenger RNA. The record is from RefSeq and is a predicted model, not a curated record. Lineage: Eukaryota; Metazoa; Chordata; Testudines; Trionychidae.
AUGAACCAGGUAACAGAAUCCUACUGCAAGUUCAUACAGUCCUGGGGACCUCGGCUGGCGAAGCUCCGCAUCACUGUUGGUUCAUGCAGCAGCUGGGCUGAGAGCCUGAAGAUACGUGGUAUGGAGAAAGGAGAAGGACGAAAUCAAACGCCCAUCGUGGAAUUCGUCCUUUUAGGGUUUGGGAAUGACUCUGAACUGCAGCCCCUCCUCUUCUUUGUGUUUCUAAUGAUCUAUCUUGUGACUUUAGCCGGGAACCUCCUCAUCGUGCUGCUAGUGGUAACUGAUCGGCACCUUCACAGCCCCAUGUACUUCUUCCUGGGAAACCUGGCCUGCUUAGAGACCGGCUUCACCUCCACCAUCCUGCCCAGGUUUUUGACCAGUCUUCUCACCGGGGACAGAGCCGUUCCUGUCAAGGGCUGCAUCAUCCAGUUAUAUGUCUUUUCCGUCAUGUCAUCAGCAGAAAAUCUGCUCCUCACAGCGAUGUCAUACGAUCGGUACCUAGCCAUCUGCCAUCCCCUCCGCUACACGGCUCUGAUGAAUGGCCGGGUAUGUUGCCAGAUAGUGGCCGGGUGCUGGAUAAGUAGCUUUCUGGGCUCUGCCGUUGUUAAUAUUUUCUUGUGGAAAUUAACAUUCUGCAAUUCCAAUGAAAUUGACCAUUUCUUCUGUGAUUUCACCCCCAUGCUCAAGCUGUCUUGUGAUGACACCCAGAUUCUGCAACUGCUGGCAUUUAUUGUUGCUGCCCUAUGGACACUGGUGCCCUUUCUCCUCACUCUGGCAUCCUAUGUUUGUAUCAUCAGCUCCAUCCUAGGAAUCCCGUCCACCACCGGGAGGCAAAAGGCCUUUUCCACCUGCUCCUCCCACCUCAUCGUGGUGAUGCUUUACUAUGUGAUUGUGAUCGUUGUGUAUUUGGUUCCAAUCGUCAACCCUGCUGAGGUACCCAAAAAAAUAAUCUCAGUCUUCUGCACAGUCCUGACUCAGAUGAUCAACCCUUUCAUCUACUGCCUGAGAAACAAGGAUGUCAAAGAGUCCUUGAGAAAAACUCUUCAUAAACAGGUUGCUGUCAGAAACACGCCUAGAAUCUGA